This is a messenger RNA of Cololabis saira (Pacific saury), 3576 nucleotides long. Its product is annotated as collagen alpha-1(XXV) chain. The transcript has 37 exons. The record is from RefSeq and is a predicted model, not a curated record. The coding region runs from base 369 to 2378 and encodes 669 amino acids. NCBI's taxonomy places the organism in Eukaryota, Metazoa, Chordata, Actinopteri, Beloniformes, Belonidae.
CCAUUCCUCUGCUCCAGUCUCUCUCAGCGUUAUCGUGCAUGACAGCAGUUUGCAUUGCAGCAGACUACUGUGCAAAGCUCCGCGCAACAAGUUUGCAGGAGCAACAACACCCCCAACAACACGCCGUCUGACUGAGAGGCUGCUUUGGCCGGAGCGGAGUGGCGCGUCUUCUCUCUGUGGCUGCCACCACAAAGUCACUGAACGCAGACUGCAGGCACUCACACACACGCAUACACACACAUACAGACACACACACACACUGGGAGCACAGUGCCAUACAUUCGCGACGCCGCACCAGAUGCGCUUUGCUCUCAGCAGCGCAUUCAGCUCGUAGUUAAGUGGAGAUCUCGGAGCGUUAAAGCGCAAACAUGGAGCCAGAAGCGGCAGCCCUGAAGCGACAGCCCCGCCGCACCUCCGCGCUCAAUAUCCUCUCCUCUCUGUGCUCACUGGCGUCCUUCGCCUUCUGCAUUUACCUGGGCAUCGACACAGCUCACGUCAAGAGCCGAGUCGUGGAUUUGGAGAGUGGGACAGCAGGGGAGCACACCUUUCUCCGUGACCCCGGCUACUCCGUGGAAGAUUUACGUGUCCUGGUCCAACAGAGAGUGGACGAGCUGCUCUCUCAGCACUCUUAUGAGAAUUUUGUGAAGAUUCGGACCGCCAGACAAGCAUCACCUGAGUGCAGCUGCCCUCCAGGACCUCCGGGUAAGCGAGGAAGAAGAGGUCGCGAUGGAGAAACUGGACCUCCCGGUCCUCCAGGUCCAACGGGUGAAAAGGGGGAUCAAGGCGACCAGGGACCACGGAUGGUCUUCCCUAAGAUCAAUCAUGGCUUUCUUUCCGCUGACCAGCAGCUCAUAAAGCGACGGCUCAUUAAGGGUGAUCAAGGCCAAGCAGGACCACCGGGGCCACCGGGGCCACCGGGCCCUCCGGGGCCCAGGGGCCCUCCAGGGGACACUGGAAAGGAUGGACCCAGAGGUGUGCCCGGCCUACCAGGCGAUCCAGGUCAGCCAGGGGAAACAGGAGUCAUGGGACCUGAGGGGCCACAAGGGCCAAAGGGUGCUUUCGGGACUCCUGGCAAUCCAGGUGUUGAUGGACUGAAGGGGGAUGUUGGUAUCCCAGGACUGGACGGUGUCCCAGGGGCCAAGGGUGAAAUGGGAGAACGAGGUGAAAAGGGUGAUAUGGGUGAAGAGGGACCGAAAGGUGACAUGGGAGAGAAGGGAGAUGCAGGCUCUUCUGCUGCAGGCAUCAAGGGCGAACCCGGAGAACCUGGACGAAGUGGGCAUAAGGGAGAGCCAGGACUUCCAGGGCUGCCUGGACUCCCAGGGAUAAAGGGAGAGCCCGGAUUUCUCGGCCCUCAGGGGGAACCAGGGCUUCCAGGACUCCCAGGAACCAAGGGUGAGAGAGGCGACCAUGGACCACCAGGAAAGGGUGAACGGGGAGAAAUCGGACCUGCUGGACCAAAGGGUUCAGAAGGAGAGGCUGGUACGCCUGGAAAUAAAGGGUCAAAGGGCGAAACAGGAGAUGCAGGAGACCUGGGUCCAGUUGGCCCAAGAGGUCCUCCAGGGCAGAAGGGAAACCAGGGAGCCACAGAAAUCAUUGACUACAAUGGAAACAUUCAAGAAGCUUUACAGAAGAUUACCACUAUAACAGUCACGGGUCCUCCUGGGCCGCCUGGACCAUUAGGACCACAGGGAAUAAAGGGGGAUCGCGGUUUGCCUGGUCUCCCUGGACUUGAUGGAGAGAGAGGCUACAAAGGCUCGAAAGGAGAUAUGGGAAUGCCUGGGGCCUCGGGGGAGAAGGGAGGAACCGGUUUACCAGGCUUACCAGGCGUCAAUGGAAUGAAAGGAGAUAAAGGAGAUUCAGGACUUCCUGGUCCUCAAGGUCCAUCUAUCAUAGGCCACCCAGGGUCAGCGGGGCCCCAUGGCCCUCCAGGACCGAUGGGACCCCAUGGCUUCCCUGGACCAAAGGGGGAAUCUGGUUUGCAUGGUAUGAAGGGUACUAGAGGGGAACCAGGACACAAAGGCGACCGUGGACCUUUGGGUCUGCCUGGCAUGGACGGGCCUCCUGGUCCAUCUGGUCCAGCCGGGCCAAAGGGGGACAUAGGUGAGAGAGGAGCAGCAGGUGACCCAGGACCACGAGGACCGUAUGGACUACCUGGAGCUGCUGGCACACCAGGCUUGGAUGGGUUGCCAGGCUUAAAGGGAGAUAAAGGCGACCUUGGGGAAAGAGGAGAAAAGGGUUUCCGGGGAUUUAAGGGUGAAAAGGGGGAACCAGGUCAGCCAGGUCUGGACGGGCUGGAUGCCCCAUGCCAAUUGGGUCCAGAUGGAUUACCGAUGCCUGGCUGCUGGCAGAAGGGAGUCACCCCAUGGCUGGUAGCCUGAGUAUCCCCAGAUAGUAAAGCUGGUGGUCAUUUUUUGCUUUAUUGUGGUGACGCCUGCAGAGAGUACAGUCUCAGCAGGCGCUCACUGUUGCGUUCAAGACGGCUCGGCAUCGUCAGUCUGGAGCUUCAAGCAACCGCACGUCUCCAGACGAGAGCUUGGCAAGGCUCACUCCACUGAAAGGAAAACAAAUCCGAUUCACACAUGUUUGAGUCUGGACAGCCGAGCUCGGGAAUCCCUCUGAACGUUCAGGAAUGGAUUCUGCAGGAGAGUCGCAAAACAGUCUCAUUGGUCUCCAUGGAGAUCGGCUGGAGCCUCAGCCUCUUCUGGCAGCUUCAGGGUCGACUGAGAGCGCUGACGGAAUGCAAUCAUGUUUUAUCUUCUUCAUUCAUCGUUUUUCUUUUUUGCUCUCAUUCUCACACAUCAUUUGUAUUUCUUGUAUAAUAGCCUUUGGUGCCUCAAGCUUUUAUUCAUUCCUUUAUCUGAAAUGUACAAACAUAUUUCAUAUUUUUGAACCAUUUGAAUGACAUGUAUUUUAAAAAAAAAGACUGUUUGGUAAGUUGUGAGGAGGCUGAAAAGACAUUUCACACUGUUUUUCAAGUGAAUUGUUUUUCAUACGAGUGCUUUGAUUAUCCAUCUUGACUGAACAGCCACUGAUCUAACGAGUGGUUUCAAACAAAAAAAGAGGAGAGAAAUCUUGUUUUUUAAAAAAGAACAAAACAUCCAGCAUUGUUGUGAAAAUGCUACAUUUUCAUACAAACCUCUUCAUUGGGGAAGUUGUUUGUACCGUGUUGUUAGUUUGCUGCAUGAACACAGUUUUGAACAUUUCUUAAAUAGUGAAAAUCAAACAUUUAUUUGACGUAGUGCAACAACGGUAUUGAGCGUUGUUCCGUUUCUACAGAGUCAGAUUUGACUGAAACACACAGUUGCUGAUGCUUCACAUGUGUCAGAUUAAGGCAGAAUACCUUUUCCAUCAUGUCACACCACAUGUGUAUGGUCUUAAGUUUAAAAAAGCAUGAGUUAGACAAGACAAGCUAAUUUGGAUAGACACCGUUAACUGGUCAUCUUCCACUAACAAUGAGCUAUUUGGAGGCCGGUCAUGUCACAUUCCUUAUCAGAUGGAGCAAAAUUCAAUACAGCAUCAAAGUCAUUUUCUUUAAUCACAAUUAUUUUUCUUUUCAUGUUUCCGGUGUUCAAAUUG